This is a messenger RNA of Carassius carassius (crucian carp), 1293 nucleotides long. Its product is annotated as SUMO-conjugating enzyme UBC9-B-like. The record is from RefSeq and is a predicted model, not a curated record. Bases 132 to 608 code for a protein of 158 amino acids. Gene Ontology annotation, molecular function: SUMO conjugating enzyme activity. The transcript is spliced from 7 exons. NCBI's taxonomy places the organism in Eukaryota, Metazoa, Chordata, Actinopteri, Cypriniformes, Cyprinidae. Gene Ontology annotation, cellular component: nucleus. Gene Ontology annotation, biological process: protein sumoylation.
GAUCAGACUGCUUCAGAACCGAGUGUGUUUUCGGGAGGGAAACUUCACAGCUUCGGUUCCGAGUUAGACACGCUUCGAGUAAGCGGGCCCAGAAGUCGAUUAACACUGGAUUCACGAGGGUAGGUGUGGUCAUGUCUGGCAUUGCUCUGAGUCGACUUGCACAAGAGCGCAAAGCGUGGCGGAAAGACCAUCCAUUCGGCUUUGUGGCUGUGCCUACGAAGAACCCUGAUGGUACCAUGAAUCUUAUGAACUGGGAAUGUGCUAUUCCAGGAAAGAAGGGGACUCCAUGGGAAGGAGGUCUGUUUAAGUUAAGGAUGCUGUUUAAAGAUGACUACCCCUCAUCACCCCCAAAAUGUAAAUUUGAGCCUCCGCUGUUCCAUCCCAAUGUUUAUCCAUCAGGAACGGUGUGUCUUUCCAUCCUAGAGGAGGAUAAAGACUGGAGACCUGCCAUUACCAUUAAACAGAUCCUGUUAGGGAUUCAGGAGCUCCUAAAUGAACCGAACAUACAGGAUCCGGCUCAGGCGGAGGCGUACACUAUAUACUGUCAGAAUAGAGUGGAGUACGAGAAGAGAGUUCGUGCACAGGCCAAAAAAUUCUCCCCGUCGUAAUCGAGACGGAGGGCUGGAAGAAUGGAAAGAGGCAAUAUGUGAAUACUCUUGAUAUCUUCCAACCGGGACUAAAAGGACUUAAAACAUGAUGUCUGUGCCAUCGACCCCGAACCCAUCCCCUCCACCACAAAACAUCACACUCUUACUCGCUCCUCCUCUUCCCUUUUAAUUUCAUUUGCUCACCAAUUCAGUAUCCACAAGUCUUGUUUUGUCUCAAAGCGGCUUGUAAGAAAUCACUUUCACGACUUCAGUCUUCGAUCAAAAGCAGACUGUUGGGAUUUUAGCUUUUUUAUUAAUUUGGCAUGUUUGUCUGUGUGCGCUUAGACUUGUCAUUUUAUUAUGUUCGCGAAUGAGUGAGUGUUUCCUGCGAGGCUCUGGUUUAGGUUGGUUUAUUACGUUACGUAUGUGGGACAGUGCCUCACGGUGAAGUUUCCCCCCAGAAUGAUGAUCUAGGACCAGUUUCCUCUCUAUUGGACGUGUUUUGUAUUUGACCAGCCACGUGGUCUUAGAUCUAUUGUCUAAUGCGGAUUCGUCGAAUAACAUCCAGAAUAAUGUGAGCAGCAGAAGCAGAAUCCAAUUCUCUUAAACAUGCUGUACGUGGUUUCUUGUUUGCUUGAUGGGAACAUGUGUCCUGUGUUCACACUGAAUGUGUCUGUAUGUUUAAUAAAGCUCUUUCUAUAAAAUG